GAGAGAGAGAGAGAGAGAGAGGGAAAGCUGCGCUCAAGCGAAAGAAGGUUAGCCAGCAGCGAGUUAAGAAAAUGGCGACCAUGCAGGACGAAUGCCUCCCCUCGUAGACGCUGCAAAACGCGUUGAAGUUCUUGUAGCCUUACAGCCGGCUUUCCUUUCCACUCGGUUGCACUUUAUACUUCAAUGAGAGAUUUGGAAUCGAAAGCUGUUGCCACCAAAGAAGCAUCGAAACAGGGAACGAACCCACAGAGGGAAGAACAGUGGAUGGAAGAGAGAGAGAGACGGAGACUGUGAUGAGGACGGAGGAUAAGAACACACUGGUCAAAAGUGCCAGAUAAUACCAAGUCAAGGCACAGUCCUCAGUCUUAACCACACCCCCCCCCCCACUCCCCACAUCUACACGUAUAUACUUACACACAGACCCACACACAAACGCAUACACAUUCAGUCUUCAGCAAUGCCAAGAGGGCCCCAUCAGCCUGCUGCCUGCUCUGACAAACCCUGCCUCUUCACCUCGGACACUUGAGGCGGCCGCACUCCGAGCUUUGACCUUUUUCGCCUCCCCUUCGUCGACCUGGGAACCAAAGGUCACCUCUUUUCAGCUGUAGCUGGAGACGGCCUCCUGCCAAGACAGGAGCCGCAGCCUUGCGCCGCACUCACAGGCAUGGCUCCCAUUCGGGAUUCCGUCAGCCACUCCCCUAAUCAAACAGGUCUGGAGCACCCUGGCCUGGACUCGCAGUAUGAGCCUUCCCCCUGGUCCUCUGGCUCUCCCUGCAGCAGUGACGGCAACAGCAACUGGAGCAAAGUCCUAGUGGACGGAAGCGCCGACAAAACAAACAACCCUUCUUCGACAAACUCCUCUGUCUGGCCUCCGCCCUCCUCCUCUUCAUUCUCCUGCUCCUCCUCGUCUUCCUCUUCGGGUUGCGGGUCAGGUUCAGACCCCGAGUUGGCCUCAGAAUGCAUGGACGCAGACUCUAGCUCCUCGGUCAGCUCAGAAAAAAACCUCGGCGCUGUGACAACAGUGAUGAUGAUGUCAGCAAAUGCUCCUUCCUCUGUGUCUUCUACUGCUUCUUCUCCCUCCUCUUCUAUUGUGACUCCUGCCAUGAUGGUCGGCAUCUCGGUAAAUGGAGACAGCAACGGCAACAGUCGUCAGGUACUUGGUGGAGGAAUGGGAGCCAUCAGCAGUGCAAAUAAUGGAAAUAACAUCACCGGGUCCUCCCACUACUCAGUGGCGGGAUCCAGCAGUAUUGGCAGCAAUAACCACCACAACAACAAGCCCGUCAGUAACAGCGGCGUAUGGGGCAGCACCAUGAUAACCACAGGCGGAAGCAUCCCCUGCAUCAAUGGAGGGUUAAAUCCAAACACUUUAAAUCCAAAUGCCAACCACGGUGCCUGGCCGCAGAAUCCAACCCCAUGCCCCGUGUCCCAGGGCCAACGGCCUCCACAGGCUCAGGGGGUGACCUCCAAACUGGGUGCAGCUCCCCAACAGAGCCCCGUGCUGGGCUGGGGUGGCAUGUCCGCUCCAGACAGCAACAGUAUGAUGGAAGACACGGAGGGGAAUAAUGGUACAGCAGGCAGCAAGGUGUUAGCGAGCAGCAACAGUGGAAAUGGUGGCCUCCAGCCUACCAACCGUAACACUGAAUCCAAUGGACCAAAUAACACUAUUAUGAUGAAUACUACUACGACUACUACUACUAACGCCACAAUGACCUCUAGUCCACCAAACUCUACCGCCUCACCCCAACUCAGCGGGGAUUGUUCCUGGGGCUCUGUUGGAGGAGGGAAUGGGGUUCCAAUGGCCAACGGAAACCCCCCACAGGGAGAGCUGGGCGGUCCCGGGGCCUUCGUUACACCUUGGGGCGCAACUACCUAUCCUGGAGACAAGGGCACCCCAAAUGCAGACACUGUGAACCCCCAAAACCCUGCCUUAACGCAGGCUGGGAACCCCCAAAUGUCCUCUACUGCUGCUUAUAAGAGUAAUAAUAACCACAAUAACACUGGCGCCCCACGCUGGGACCAGGGCCCCGCCAGUAACCCAAACCAGCCUCAGAGCAACUCGUCCUGGGGUACCGGCUCAAAUCCAGUCCCAGGCUCUGGAGGCCAAACGCCAGGAAGUGGGAACCAAACUACGAUGGGCCCUCCGGCGGGGAUACCUCGCCCUUGGGGGAGCAGCGCCUCGUCCUCGUCCUCGUCGUCAUCGUCCUCCUCCGCGUCGAACAAGGCGCCAAAUGGAGAAUGGGGAUCAGUACCUUCUGGCAACAACCAUUUAGAGCCUGGAAGUCAUAAAGGAAGCUCUGCCAACAAUGGCUGGAAGAGCCUGGAAGAUGACGCCAUGGGCAUGGGAGGUGGUGGUGGUGGAGGAGGAGGAGGAGGAGGAGGAGGAGGUGGUGGUGGUGGUGGUGGUGGUGGAAGCCAUAGCCUGGCAGGUGUCACUGGAGGCUGGGGUCGCACUGGAGGGAGUGAAGGAAGCGGGGAGAGCUCCGGAGGCCGAUCCGGCUCAGACCGAGACGGCAGCCAGCCAAAAGGAGGAAAUCGCAGAAAAGUUAUCAGUCCGGCUGCAGCAUUACCAGCUGUUCCCCAGAGCGACGUGGACCCGAGGGUUCUGUCCAACACUGGAUGGGGACAGACACCCAUACGACAGAACACCACCUGGGACGUCAAUUCUUCUGCCAAUAAUCGACUCCAAGGACACAGAGGAGACGAAAGGAAGCACGGCGGCGGAGGCCCCGGAUGGGGAACAGGAACACAGGCAGCGCCCUCUCAGACCUCCGGAGGUUGGGGGGUUGGGCCGGGCAACUCGGGCCAGGGAGGUUCCGGCUGGGGAGAGCGGCCGACCUCCGGGUGGGACAGCAAAGCCCCGACCAGUGGAGGAGGUGGGCAGAGCAGCUGGAACGAUGGAUCCAGUUACAGGGGGAGCAGCAGCAGCAGCAGCAGCAACAACAACAACAGCAGCAGCAGCAGCAACACCUGGAGCAAUAACGUAAACAAAGAUGAAAGGUCCAAUACGUGGACUAAUGCGCCCAAACCUCAGCAGGGCUGGGAUUCCAAUGGUGGGAAUGGCAGUGAACGCUGGGGUAAUGGUGGAGAUGGCCACAGAGCAGGGGGCAGAAACCACUGGGGGGCGGAGCCUCAAAAGGGCGGCAACUCAGUGGCCUGGGACAGCGACGGCGACCGGUCAGGCUCUGGAUGUUGGAGCGAGCCAAGCCGAACAAACACCACCAACGGCGGCGGCGGCAACACUUGGGCCGGCAGCGGAGGCUCAAAUACCUCGGACAAGAGCGCGCCGAACGCCAGCUCCAACUGGGGCGACGCAGUCCACAAGCCCAAUGCUCAGGGUAACAGCCAGGGCUGGGGAGAGCCAAUGAAGAACAACCACGGAGCCCAGAACUGGAGCGAGCCGAUUCCCAAGCCCUCUAACGAGUGGGGCAAAGGUCCUGAAUCCAACAUGUCGAGAGGCAAUCAAGUCCCUAACAAGCCCACUGGCUGGCUGGGAGGCCCGAUACCAGCAGUAGGUACAAAGGAGGAAGUGUCCACUGGGUGGGAAGAGCCGUCUCCUGAGUCUGUUCGACGAAGGAUGGAGAUUGACGACGGGACAGCCGCUUGGGGAGACCCUGGUAAAUACAGCGGGGGAGGUGCCAGUAAGCGGAGCAGGCCUGGCCCAUCAGACCAGGAGGCCGUGGGCCCACCCGCGCAGCACCACCAGCCCCACCCAGCACGCAACACCAUGCAUCCUCUUCAACCCAUGCAGCCCCAUGCUCAAGACAAAAGCUCCAGUUCUACUUGGGGUGAGCCUUUCCCCCAGAAGGAGUCCUCCACGUGGGAGCCCGCCCCCGCGCCGCCCGUUAAAGUGGACAACGGGACGUCUGCCUGGGGGAAGCCCAUGGACACCAGCUCCACCUGGGAGGAUCCCAGCAGGGUUUCCCGAAAGCCGGGGCCCGGGUGGGGCGGCCAGCAGCAUAAGACUGCUCCAGGUCCUAAGCCCAUGGAGACGUGGGGCGGAGAGGAGGCGUCCAUGGGCAACAGCUGGGACCAGGAGGAGGAGGUGGAGAUCGGCAUGUGGAGCAACAACCAACAAGACAACAGGUCUCAUGACCAAAACACCUGGAGCUACAAGCAUAAAUGCUCCAAGAUGAACAGACCAGUCAACAAGCAGGAUGAACCCUGGAUAAAACCCUUCAUCAACCAGUUCAACGGCAUGAACUUCCCUAGAGACUCGCCUGAUGACUCCAUGAAGCCGGGAGCAGGGAUGGGGCAGGACAAGCACAUGGGCGGCAUGGGAGACUACACUGGACAAAUGGGCAAGAACCCCUCUCGUCAGCAGCUGCACAAGGAGUCUGCCAUGGACCGCGGCGCCUACUACGAGAAGCAGUCCGUUUCCCCCUCUGCUUACAAUAACCCACCUUAUGAUGAGCUCUCCUCCAAUCAAAGCAUGAGCUUUUCCCCUUCCAACUCUGCUCAGCCUAUCCCCUGUCUCGACUCUGGGCCGUCUCCCGCUCACUGUAGUCCUGGAGGCGCUCGACAGAAUGUAAACCCUAUGAUGGGUGGCAGCAGCGUAGCACAGGGAAGAGGUGGCCCCCAGUCCCAGGUCCCCCCCCAACCCAACCUCCGUAACCAAGUGCCUCCACCCAUCCUGCCCUCUCAGGUGCCUCCGUCCCUGUUGAAGUACCCCGGAGGAAACGGAAGUCUGAACCCUCUGUUUGGCCCUCAGCAGGUGGCUGUGCUCAACCAAAUCUCCCAGCUCAACCAGCUGUCACAGCUCAACCAGAUCAGCCAGUUACAGCGUCUUCUCUUCCAGCAGCAGCAGCAGCAGAAAGCUCAGAGCCAGAGGGCCAUGCCUGUGGGACGUCCGGCUGAACAGACGCGUCCUAUUGGUUCUUCUCCGUCGAUGAUGCAGCCGCCGCGGCACCUGGACCCCUCCCUGCUGAAGCAGGCCGCCGCCCACAAACCGUACCUGGAUAACUACUUGUCCCACAACGCUGAGAUGCAGAAGGACGCUCUCGGAUCCUUCAGCAAUUUCCCUUUAAGCUUGAACCCAAACCUGAAUGUACCCCUGGACAUGGGCGGCGGCGGCGGCGGAGCUGUGAGCUACAAAGAGCCGCCCCAGUCCAGACUGAAGAAACUGUGGGCCACUGAUCCUCUGGAGCAGAACAGCAAACCUGGUGCUAUGUCGUCUGGGCUGCGCCUGGAGGACUCUCCCUUCUACGACUUCCUGUCUCCCGGCGCCUCCCCCCUGAGUCCCGCCGGCCAAUCACUGGGCUCGGUGGGCGACGGCUGGCCGCCCCGUGCCAACUCCCCCCCGCCCCAUGGAAACACUGUCACCUGGCCCCCAGAGUUCCGGCCCGGCGAGCCUUGGAAAGGUUACCCCAACAUUGACCCCGAGACCGACCCUUACAUGACCCCCGGCAGUGUCAUCAACUCCCUCUCCAUCAACACCGUCCGAGACACAGACCACCUCAGGGACAGGAACAACGGGCCAUCCUCAUCACUGAACACCACGAUGCCUUCUACCAGUGCCUGGUCAUCCAUUCGUGCCUCCAGCCACAGCGGUUCCCUCACCAGUACAGCACAAAGCACUUCAGCCAGACCCAGUGAGUCAAAGUGGUCUCCCGGCGGCGGCUCUGUGUCCAACUCCUCCCUGGCCCAUGAGCUGUGGAAGGUCCCCCUGCCCCCCAAGGCGCUCUCCGUGGCGGCCCCCUCCAGACCACCGCCCGGCCUCACCAGCCAGAAGCCCACCUCCGCCUCCUCGGGCUGGGACGGCUCUGCCCUGCGGCUGGGAGGUUGGGGCGCCUCUGAGUCCAGAUACACACCUGGUUCCAGUUGGGGCGACAGCAGCAGCAGCAGCAGCAGCAGCAGCUCAGGGAGAAGCCAAUGGCUUGUUCUGAAAAAUCUCACACCUCAGAUCGACGGCUCCACCCUGAGGACCUUGUGCAUGCAGCACGGCCCUCUGAUCACAUUCCACCUCAACCUGCCGCACGGGAACGCCGUGGUGUGCUACAGCUCCAAGGACGAGGCCGCCAAGGCCCAGAAGAGCCUGCACAUGUGUGUUUUGGGGAACACUACUAUUCUGGCUGAGUUUGCCAGCGAGGAGGAAAUCAACCGUUUCUUUGCACAAGGGCAGUCGCUGGCCACGCCCUCCUCGGGCUGGCAGACCGUCGGCUCCUCCCAGACCAGAAUGGAUCAGUCCCACAGCUUUCCCAGCCGCGCUCCUGAACCCAACCAGUGGAACAGCAGCGAGCUCCACAGCUCCUCCCUCUGGGGCGGGCCCAACUAUUCCAGUAGCCUGUGGGGGAACCCGGGCGGCACCGAGGCGGGGAGGAUCAGCAGCCCCUCUCCAAUCAGCUCCUUCCUCCCGGUGGAUCACCUGACAGGCGGCGGGGACUCCAUGUGAACCGCCUGCCAAUCAAACAGGCUCGAGGAAGGGUCAGUAGAGAAUUAUCAAUAAUCAGCAGAAGAAAGGAAAAAAAAAAAAAAAAAGUUUAAAAAAAAAACGCAAUGGCACUAGUCGGACUCUUUCUCACUUACAAGAUGUACAACAAGCAGGGUGAGCCCUGUGGAAAACAAGUUACGUUUCUCUCUGCACAUAUGUCCACUUUGUUUUAGCCCAAAAACAUAUCAGUCGGAAUACUUGAAUCAUGCAGGCCAAUUCUAUAAUGUGAACGGAUGGAUAUUUGCUUCCAGGUAGUGCUCUUUCAGACCGAAAAAAGCUUCAAUCGAGCUCAUUAUUAUAUAUAUAUAUUUUUUUUCAUUUCAUUCGUCAUGUUUAUUUGAAUUCCAAUUCUUUUCAUUUUUAACUUUUUUUUUUUUUUUUUUUUUUUUUGCAUUUGUUUGCUGACAAUGUUGGAGUAUGAGCUUUUUAAACUUUGCACUGAAUGUGGUUUUUUCUCAGUAUAUAUAAUCUGCAAUAUAGAGGGAGCAGCCAGUUUUUCCAGUGUAGCUGUUUACUCAUUGAGGUCCUUACCGUAUGUGUGUAUGCACGCGCACGUACGUGCGUGGAAGUACUCUCUGUGUGUGUGUGUGCGCGCGUGACUGAGUAUGUGUGCGCUCCUCUGCCUUGGCACGCCUACUUUACUGCGUUGUCGUUCAAGAUCAACAGAUAGUUAAAGAAGAAUAAAAGCUGACUUAGGAGAAUUAUCUGGUGAUAGAAAAAGUGACAUUAAAAAGUAUUGCACCAAUUUUGUUUUAAGACUAAAGAACGUUGAGCUCUGCAGUGCAAAAGGACUGUAGCCGCAGCUGGGACUAGCAAGCCCCGCCCACCCCUGGGUGGGGGGGUGGGGUCUAUCUAGCAAGCCCUCCCACUAGCCCCCUAGUGGGCAGGGGGGAAACAGCACUUUGAGAAUAGGCUUUCAAUGUUUGGAGGUGCCACACUGCAACCUCUUGUUUACAAGACUUAGGAGGCGGAACGUGUGUUCAUUCUUCAUUUUAAAGAGAAGAUGGAAUAAAAUAUAAAAAAUACUCACAAAAAAAAACAAAAAAACAGAAAAAUGUUUAAAAAAAAUAAUAAAACGAAUAGAAAAACAUUAAAAAAAAUAAACUCUUAAGGAUGAAGACGAUGCUCUGUAACUCUGGGAAUUCGGAUCAGUGUUUUUGGCCAUGGCGUUGGUUAUUUGAACUAUUCCUCUUUGUCUGCUAAAUAACCAGCAAUGGUUCUCAGGAAAUCAAGCCAGUUUUCCCCCCUUUGUAGGUGAAUUAAAAAGAAAACUACUACUCCUUGUAGGAAAGGAAAAUCCAACUUCUAGCACUGAAAACUAUGUAUAGGUCUAAGUUUUAUUUUCUCUGCCAAAUAACUGCUUUAAGCUGGAGAAGCUCAACACACUGCUUUCAAUAUGCUGUCUUUGAGAGGGAGCGGGUGGGGGGGGGGCUCCUAAUAUGGAGGGGUGGGGGACGGGCGGCAGAAAAAAACCCCCAACGCCCCCCCCCCCCUCCCCCCCCCCCCUCUCCUCCGAUGUGAGAGUCAGAAGUGGAGUGUUUAUUGUGCGAGAGUGACUGUGUCACGUCUGGUAACCAUGGCGACUGUAUCUAUGCAUACUGUAAACCUCGCACACGGCCCACCGGGAACCGUCGACUCGUUUCCUUUUUUUUUUUUUUUCUUUCCCCUGCGUUUCACAAAAUGUUUUAAAUGUUUCAUUAAGUACAACAAAAUGCGAAAUAUGGCUUCUUUUAUUUUGGUCUUUUUUCUUUCUGUUGUCGCUCUCAUUGCCACAAAUGGUGUUUUGAAAAAAGGAAAGAAGAGAAACCGUUUGGGUUGAAGAUAAUAUUUUAACAGUGCAAAAGUCGUCCACAUUUCAUUGCCUUGAUCCUAAUUGUGUCCGAAGAUGCAACAAGUCAAGUGGCUUCUACCUGUUUACAAAUAGAAUAUGAUUGUAUCGUGCUGUUUAUUUUUCAUUUCUUCCUUUUAGUGAGGGGGGGGGAGGGGGGGAGGCGCGACUUAAGUACACGUGUGAAUAAUAGAAGUACACCUCCACCAGUGAUUGUUUAGUUACUAUGAUGCACAACUGUCAGGGGGGGGGGGGGGGAACAAAAAGCUUCAGAGUGCCCGAACGAGAAGUCAGCAUCAGUGAAGCCGUGGACCUUAAUUUCUUUUCUUCAUCGUCUAAUUAUUCUCUCUGUGUGUGUGUGUGUGUGUGUGUGUGUGUGUGUGUGUGUGUGUGUGUGUGUGUGUGUGUGUGUGUGUGUGUGUGUGUGUGUGUGUGUGUGUGUGUGUGUGUGUGUGUGUGUGUGUGUGUGUGUGUGUGUGUGUGUGUGUGUGUGUGUGUGUGUGUCCCUCUCCAACAUGGGUUUUAAUUUCAGAAGUAUGUUGGCUUAAGUUGUGUUUUUAAGCUCAGUUGUGAAUAUUUACCAACUUUUCGACGCAUACUAGUGAAACAGAACCUCGAGUAUUAGCCAGACUUGACAGUGGUGUGUGUGUGUGCCAGUAUUGAACUCUGCUCUGUACCAAAUAAUUCAAUCAUACAAAAUAUUAGUUUACUUAAUUCCAGAUCUCUUUGCUUAAACUAUAUCUAUAUAUACCUUAUUUGUGUGUUGUUGUUUUCUGUUUUUUUUUUUUUCUUCCCUCGUCUGGUUUAACAAAUGUUAUCGAGUGGGACAGUUGAACCGCGGUUGUCAUUUACUUUUUUUUGAGUUUUCUUAAUUUGACAAAUUGAACUGAGGAGCCUUGGAUUUUGCACUUGGGUGGGUUUUAGAGGACGGUCGGACAGGCCGCCUGCUCGCGCUUUUACAGGUCCGUCUGAGGGCGAUUGUGCGUCUGAGUAGUGUGACAGGGUGGUGUGUGUCUGUCUGUGUGUGUGUGUGUGUGUGUGUGAUGACGGUGCUUUGUUGUCCCCAGCUAGGGAGCGAGAGAGGAGGGAGGUUGUUGUUGUGGUGGUGGUGGUGGUGGUGGUCCCCCUCGAGGUUUACCUCUCCCUGGUUCACGGGGCCGGCGGGUCAGAGCGGCGACCUCGCCACGCCGCGUUGACCUCUGCCAGAAUGUAGCUGAAAACGGUUUUUAAAGUAUAAAAAAAAUAAAAUAAUGGCGGCUGGAGCCUCGAUCUGCCUUCAGAGGCCUCUGAUCAGCCUCAAGACAUUAAAUGCAGAGCGACCACUGCUCGUUGUUUCAUGUAUUCCAAUCAGUAUUGGACUACGGCUCUGACCGCGCCCGGUUGCCAUGGCGAUCGUGGACGCGGGGACGUGACCUGCGAUUGGCUGUUCGGGGGACAGAGGGUCACGCUCUCCUGUCUCUGGCUUAUCCAGGAUCAGCCACAGGAGAGGAAACGCGGCUGAACUGACCUGAGGUCUGGUCACAGGUGCACUCUGGGAAGUCUGCGUCUCCCCCCCAGAGCAACCACCGAGAGCAGCGUACAAUCUCCCCCCCCCCCCCCCCCCCCCCCCCUUAAACUCUACUUUUACAUGUUUCCAAUAAUGUGACGCUGUUUUUCCUCUCGACUUAACUCUCCUGUGAGCAGAUGCUUAUAUCAUAACGCGCCCAGCGGCUCCUGUCAAUCAAAAGCGCUACGGCCAUUUUGUUCUGACAAAACAAUAAAUAAACAAACUGUGAGACUGCUG
Molecule: messenger RNA, 10038 nt
Organism: Pungitius pungitius (ninespine stickleback)
Lineage: Eukaryota; Metazoa; Chordata; Actinopteri; Perciformes; Gasterosteidae
Product: trinucleotide repeat-containing gene 6A protein-like
Exons: 27
Coding region: 665-6388 (1907 amino acids)
Biological process (GO): positive regulation of nuclear-transcribed mRNA poly(A) tail shortening; miRNA-mediated post-transcriptional gene silencing
Cellular component (GO): P-body; nucleoplasm
Molecular function (GO): nucleic acid binding
Source: RefSeq, a predicted model, not a curated record